UCUCUCUCGCACCGGGAGAGGCACACGGAUCAGCUCCCGGAGGAAUUGAUCAGACUGGUGUUGUUAGUUGACAUUUGAGCGCCAAAGUCGCAAGUGAUCGAGCGCGCUGAAAGACGAAAAAAACUAAUUGUGGUAUUUUGUGUGAUGGUCAUAAAAUUAAAAAUAAUUAGUGGAAUCUCUCCUUGUUUGCUCCCUCAUUGAACACUGUGCCCAUGAUCUAUCCAUCUCUGUUAAUUUAGCAAAGAAUACACUACCACAACGUUUACUCAAUCCCCUAUCAAUGUGCUCCAAUUUUAAAUUUGAUGAUCACCUGUGAAAGCAAAAAGUGAUUGUAGAAUUGUGUAAUCGAAAAUUGUUCAUAGAGUUUCACUGGAAAAGACCUUAUCACAAUUCUUCAUAUCAAUUUCAAUCUUCUGUGAUUUUUUUUUCGCAUGUAUUUCUUCACCGCAGAAAUACCCCUUUUUUCGCUGUAAUACCUCCACCAAUGUUGACCAUCGAGCACCAUAUCUGUGAGACAAUUCGAUCAAGAAAAGCAUUGGUGACGACAAAUUCUAGAAUGGUAUAUUAUCUGAGUACCUCCCCAGGAAAAUGACACGCGAAUGCCAAAGACUCUGACGAGUUCGUUCGCGAAGAGUUAAGUGAACUGAAAAGUGUGUGACUUGCCAAAGGGACUCAGUCAUGGAGUCCCCGCCGGCAAAUGGAUCGGACACAGUGUCCAUCAAUGCUCAAAGGAAUCACAAAACAGUGGCUGAGCUCCACUUCAAUGCCAUGGGUGGUAGUAUGAGGCACAAACAUACCUUGGAGACACCCACAACAACGGAGGAGUCUGCUAGACUUCUGCCCAGCACCUCCAAAAAAUUCAUCAUUGUGCCAUCGAGUGUUAAGAAGACCACCCUCGCUGUUGCAUCACCUACAGACAGCAUCGCCUCAUCCAAUGUGAGCCCCAUCAUGUCUCCACUGCCCAUGGGAGCCAGACCUAAGCACUUCAACAGCAUGAGAUCGGUGAGAUCAGGUGUUCUUAUGCAUCACGAUGGAGCUCUGGCUACAUCCACUCCAACUGUUGGACACGUUGGACAUCAUCCACCAACAUCUCUCGCCCGAUCUGGCUCCUACGUCUUCAGCGAUUGUGGAUCAGCGCGCCUGUUCUCAGACGCAACGUCUGUACGAUCGUUGGCAUCAAUUGGAAUGGGUUCUACGGAUGGACGAAAAAUGGUCAUCCGGCGUGUGCCAAACUCCCCCACGGAACUUCUCACCAUCCUCAAUCCCCCAAUACCACAAGAGGAGGAUUUCGAGAAUGAUAGUUAUGCUGGAAUAUCCGAUAAUUCAGACUCGGCUAAUCUGAAACCAAGAAGACAGCACUGGGCCAAUAAGAUGCAGUUUGUUCUGGCUUGCAUUGGAUAUUCCGUUGGAUUGGGCAAUAUGUGGCGGUUCCCGUAUCUGUGCUACUCAAGUGGCGGAGGAGUCUUUCUCGUGCCAUACUUUAUCAUCUUGGUCAUUUGUGGCAUCCCGAUGCUGUUCAUGGAACUCGCAGUUGGACAAUACACAGGAAGAGGACCUAUUGGUGCUCUCGGUCAAAUCUGCCCACUCUUCAAAGGAGCUGGACUGGCAAGUGUCGUAGUAUCCUUCCUAAUGUCGACGUACUACAGUGUGAUCAUAGCAUAUGCCAUUUACUACUUCUUCACUUCCUUUCGACCAGAAUUACCCUGGACGGAUUGCAGCAAUCGCUGGAAUACUCCAGAUUGCUGGAUUCCACAGCGACAGGAAUCCAAUCUCACGCGUCCACACGUCUCCCGGACACCUCCUGAAGAAUUCUUUGAGAACAAAGUUCUGCAGAUCAGUCCAGGAAUUGAAUAUCCCGGUGGGAUGCGAUGGGAACUUGUAGCUUGUUUGGUCUGUGCUUGGGUUCUGGUUUACUUUGCCAUCUGGAAGUCAAUCAAAUCCUCCGGAAAGGUGCGGUAUCUUACAGCAACACUUCCCUUCGUACUCAUCUUCGUGUUCUUGGGUCGCUCCCUAACACUCGAUGGAGCUGAGAAUGGUCUGAGGUACUUUUUCCAGCCAAAUUGGUCACUCCUCCGCAACGCCAAUGUAUGGAUUAAUGCUGCAUCGCAGAACUUUAAUUCACUGGGCAUCGCCUUUGGGUCAAUGAUCUCAUUCGCCAGUUACAACAAGUACAACAAUAACAUCCUCCACGACACUCUAGCCGUAUCAUUCGUCAAUGCCAUCACCAGUGUUCUCGUGGGGAUCUUCGCCUUUGCCACCAUUGGCAACAUUGCCCUGGAGCAAUCUACAACCGUAGAAGCUGUCAUCAGCGAUGGUCCUGGGCUCAUCUUCAUCGUCUAUCCACAAGCUAUGGCCAAGAUGCCAGUAUCAAAUCUCUGGGCAGUGUUAUUCUUCUUCAUGCUACUCUGCCUAGGACUCAACAGUCAAUUUGCCAUCGUUGAGGUCGUUGUGACAUCCAUUCAGGAUGGAUUUCCCAAUUGGAUCCGCAAAAAGCUGGUUUAUCACGAGCUCUUGGUGCUGAUUGUGUGCGUUGUGAGUUUCUUCUUUGGCCUGCCAAAUCUCAUCCAGGGUGGCAUCUACUUUUUCCAACUCAUCGAUCAUUAUGCCGCAUCCAUCUCCAUCAUGUUCCUGGCAUUCUUCCAGAUCACUGCCAUUGCGUGGUUCUAUGGAGUACCACGUUUAUCUAAGAAUGUCAAGCAGAUGACUGGAAAUACCCCUUCAUUGUACUUCCGAUUCUGCUGGCUCAUCGGAGCACCAUUACUUUUAAUCUCACUCUGGGUGUUUAGUUUAAUCAACUACAAACAGCCAACAUAUCACAAUGGUCAGUACAACUAUCCCAAUUGGGCCAUUGCUCUUGGAUGGGCCAUUGCCUCGACAUCUCUCAUCUGCAUUCCAACCUAUGCAAUUGUUAACAUCAUCCGAGCAAACGGUGAAACAUUCCUACAGAAAUUAAAAAAUUCCAUUAAACCCAAUAUUUACGAAUGCAAGAUUUGCGGAGAACAUCACUGCGAGCAUGAUUUCCCUGAAGAUCAGGCUGUUGCGGAACUACAUCCUAUCAUUCCGGGAGCUCCUGGUGUAACUAAUAUUCCCAUUGUCUUGCAACCACCACCUCCGGGGAACAACAGAGUAAUGCCAGGUACUUCUGGAAGUCCAGAAAAUGGGAUAAAUCACACUGAAACGAGAACCUGACAGAUGAUGAAUAGAUUAAUUGGCAAUAGAGUGCAAAAGUAGAUCAAAAGAACCAUUUUUAGUCAAAAUCACUGCUUCCAAGAGGUAGGAAUCUAUGAGGCAAAAAUCCAAAAGAUCAAAUUAUAAAGUAAAACGGUUGUGAUUAUAUAAAGACAUUGAGAAGUUGAAAAAUAAAUGCUGCGAGUAUUAUCUUGAGAAGUGAAGCGAAAAAUCAUGAACAAUCAAAUUGAAUAAAUUGUAAAUAACUUA
Molecule: messenger RNA, 3438 nt
Organism: Phlebotomus papatasi
Lineage: Eukaryota; Metazoa; Arthropoda; Insecta; Diptera; Psychodidae
Gene: ine
Product: sodium- and chloride-dependent GABA transporter ine
Exons: 8
Coding region: 679-3189 (836 amino acids)
Biological process (GO): glial cell growth; transmission of nerve impulse; neurotransmitter transport
Cellular component (GO): membrane
Molecular function (GO): osmosensor activity; neurotransmitter:sodium symporter activity
Source: RefSeq, a predicted model, not a curated record